AUAUAAAAGCUAUUGUUUACGAUAAAUUCUUGCAUUUUAACAACUAGAGAAGGUUCAGAAUGCUUUUUAAAGGGAUAUUCACUAUCGCCUGUCUAAUAGUAAUAACUGGAUACGGUUUAAAAUCUCUUAUUAUUCGCAGUGAACCUGCCUGCGCAAGAAUAUUUGAAAGAGGCAGAGUGGGAUUUUGGGGUUGCCUCAAACUUAAAGUCGAAAACUACUUCGAGGGAACAUUUUGUUCUGAUGACAACGAUUCGUGGCUGUCUUGCUUGAUAACCUAUGAUUUCAACAAGCGAGAAUGUAAUUUAAUAAAUGAAUUUAUGCAAGAUUAUUUCCCCGAUGAACGUACCUUCAUGCAAACUAUAUACGACCGUUUAUGUUGUAAAAAAAGAAAAUCUGAAUGGGGAUUACGUGCAAUUUUCGAGUAUUUUGGCAAUCUUCCCUUCGAUGUCCAGAAAUCCACUCGUUAUUCAAUCUCAAAACGUAUAUCUGGUAUUAUAUGCCCGAUAAUUGGCGGUAUACCUUUUAAUGGGUAUGCAUUUUUGGGUACAAUAGCCGGAAUUCUCUUGUUGCUCAUUGCGAAAUUCAUUCAUCGAUGGUGGUGUUGGAAAAAGUCUCUGAAAAGAAAGCGAAAACUAUACGCAUAUUGAUCCGAAUCAAUAAUAUUUAAUGUAAUAUGAACCCAGUUCAGAAUUAAAAAAACAAAGAGUUUUUUUAAAUAAAAAAAAAUUAUUUUAUUAUGGAAAUAAAGA
This is a messenger RNA of Centruroides sculpturatus (bark scorpion), 749 nucleotides long. RefSeq lists its product as uncharacterized. Bases 60 to 647 code for a protein of 195 amino acids. The transcript is spliced from 3 exons. Lineage: Eukaryota; Metazoa; Arthropoda; Arachnida; Scorpiones; Buthidae. The record is from RefSeq and is a predicted model, not a curated record.